AUGUACAAGCCAGCAGCAUAUUGCUUGAUGUCAAUUUUGAAGUGCGGCAAACUGGGAAUAAGUGCAUCCGGUGAUGCCAAUCUCGAAUGGUUGCAAAGCACACUGCUUCAGAACAAUAUAUAUGAUAAAGAACCGGUAAUAAACAUUGUGGAUCCAUCACUAAUCAUAGAUGAGGAUCUGUUGGAGGAAGUAUGGGCGGUGGCUAUUGUUGUUCAAUCUUGCCUCAAUCAGAACCUUUCAAGGCGGCCAGUUAUUCAAUAUGUACUUAAAAGAUCUGGAAAAUCCUUUAAAGGUGAUAAGGGGGUGAAGGACCGGAAGAAAUGCUGA
Messenger RNA from Fraxinus pennsylvanica, 327 nucleotides. Lineage: Eukaryota; Viridiplantae; Streptophyta; Magnoliopsida; Lamiales; Oleaceae. The record is from the annotation of a GenBank genome assembly.